AUGGCGGAGAAGAUCUCGAUAACCAUAUGCGGGGAUGGUGGAUGCGGGAAAUCAUCGAUCACUCUGCGCUUGGUUCGCAGUCAAUGGACUCAUGAAUAUGACCCUACGAUAGAGGAUUCGUACUCGGUUACGCGCACCGUGGAUGGCGUUCCAUAUUUCCUUUCCAUCACAGACACCGCCGGCCAGGAGGAGUAUCGCGGCCUCUGGGCGGCAUCCAACCUGAAAUCAGACGCAUUCCUGCUCGUCUACGAUAUCACCAACGCAUCGAGUUUGCAGGCGCUCGACUACUUCAUGGAGAUGAUCGAUAUCGAGGCCGAACAGCGAUUGGAGGACAAUGAGCGACUAUUAAGAGAGCUAGGUCCCGGCGCGGAGGGCGUCGAAGUCGGGAUGCCGCCUCCGGUCAAGAUCAUUGCGGGAAACAAAUGCGAUCUGAAGGAUGCCCGGGCCAUCUCGGCACGAGACGGCCUGGAAUAUGCGCGGAAACAUGGAUGCGGUUUCAUGGAAACCAGUGCCAGGGAGAUGGUCAACAUCGAAGAGACUUUUGCGUUGAUUGUUCGGCGUGUGAUCGAGGCCCGUCGACAACAUUACCAGCGACAAAAGCCUCAGGAUUCUGACCAGAUGGGGUCGUCCACGGCGCGCACCCCAGCAUUGACGGCGACAGAGAAGGAAGCCAGCGACGAGCUUCAGAACGGUGGCAAGCGUCGGCAUAUCCGUUUCGGGGGACUGGGAAGAAGGUUCUCCAAGCGAGCCACCAGCAAGAAAACCGGCGACGAUCCCGAUGAUACGGAAGAACAUACGACGAAAGAGAAAGUCAAGAAUCCCAAAAAGCAUGGCUCGCGAGACGAGUCAGGCGAACAAGACACAGAGUCUGACAGCUGGUGGAAGUGUUUGCGAUGUCUAUAG
This is a messenger RNA of Rasamsonia emersonii CBS 393.64, 903 nucleotides long. Its product is annotated as RAS small monomeric GTPase. The record is from RefSeq and is a predicted model, not a curated record. NCBI's taxonomy places the organism in Eukaryota, Fungi, Ascomycota, Eurotiomycetes, Eurotiales, Trichocomaceae. Gene Ontology annotation, cellular component: plasma membrane. The transcript has 5 exons. Gene Ontology annotation, molecular function: GTP binding; GDP binding; GTPase activity. The coding region runs from base 1 to 903 and encodes 300 amino acids. Gene Ontology annotation, biological process: signal transduction.